AUGCCUUUCGAUUUCAACACUGCUGUCCGAAAGCGAUACGUCACACUCCCGGUCCCACGAGACUUUAUCCUGUCGUCUGGGGCGCCGAAACCGCAGAUUCUGUGGGUGGGAUGCAGUGAUAGUUUUAUUAUUGAGACGGAGACGUUGGAUGUAUUGCCGGAGGAGAUCUUUGUCCAUCGAAAUCUGGGGAGUAUCCUGCACAACCGGGAUUUGAGCAGUGAGAGCGCGCUGGAUUGGUGCUUGGAUUUGUUGAAGGUGAACCAUAUUGUGGUGUGUGGGCAUUACGAUUGUGCUCUGAUUCGAGAGAAUGAUGCAAAUGAGGUUCAUGGCUGGCACAAAGAUGUCACCCGACUACACCGAACAACUGCCGAAUACCUCUCAGAGACAAAUAAAAAUUUGAGUGAGGAAGAACAUGACCGGAUACUGGAGGAGAUCUAUGUGCUAGCAGAGACGGAAUGGAUACGCAAUCAGUCAAAUGUGGAGAAGGCAAUGAACGAACGAGGCCUACAAAUACACGCGUUUGUGUACGAUAAGGUGCAGAAUCGAUGCGUAAGGUUGGUAGAGUCGAAGAUGGUGAACGGCACGAAAUGA
Hyaloscypha bicolor E is the source of this 591-nucleotide messenger RNA. RefSeq names its product carbonic anhydrase. The record is from RefSeq and is a predicted model, not a curated record. Gene Ontology annotation, molecular function: carbonate dehydratase activity; zinc ion binding. Gene Ontology annotation, biological process: cellular response to carbon dioxide; cellular response to oxidative stress. Gene Ontology annotation, cellular component: cytoplasm. Lineage: Eukaryota; Fungi; Ascomycota; Leotiomycetes; Helotiales; Hyaloscyphaceae. The coding region runs from base 1 to 591 and encodes 196 amino acids. The transcript has 3 exons.